UCAGACGGCCUGGACUCCUUCAGCGCGAGCGCCUGUACCGGACGUGUGCCGGUACCCGUGACCCGCGAGCCAUGGCCGAGUCCCAGCUCGCGUGCAUGGAAGAUGGCCAAAUAACCCAGACGAUCCCCGAAACCAAGCCCGAGUUUUACUACAGCGAGCAGCAGCGCGCGGCCCUGGAGACUCUGCUGCGGGACGGAGACGGAGCCUUUAAGACGCGCCUGGACCAGGACAAGGCCAAGGAUUUCCUGUCCGCUCGCGAGAUUAAAGUGAUCAGAAACUCGCUCGUGCAGUUCAAAACGAGCGAGGAGGAGGAGAACGAGCAGCGCGCGCAGGGUCGCUCUGCGGACUCUUCCUCUAUGCGCUCCACUUACUGGCCCCAGAUGUCGGACACCGAGGUCCCGCCGCUGGACAUCGGCUGGCCGCACGGUGGCUUUUUCAGGGGGGUCACGCGCGUCGCGGUCCACACGCACCCGCCCAAAGAAAACGGGCCACACCUUAAAGAGGUCGUGAGGAGGCUGAUCCAAGAGGCCAGCAAGGUUAUUGCUAUCGUAAUGGAUCUCCUCACAGAUCUCCAAAUCCUGCAAGAUCUAUUCGACGCAGCGUCCAAGCGAAGGGUGCCUGUUUACAUCAUACUGGACAUUCAGGGAGUGCCGUAUUUCCUUGACAUGUGCAAUAGACUGCAGGUCAAAUCUCACCACCUACAGAACAUCCGCACACGUGUGGUGAAAGGCGUAGGAUUCGAGCUGUCCUAUGGGAGGAUCCCAGGGAGCUUGUGCAGCAAAUACAUGAUUGUAGAUGGAGACAAAGUCAUGUUUGGAUCAUACAGUUUCUCCUGGACAUCAUCCCGUAUGGACCGAAACAUGAUCACUGUAAUGUCCGGCCAGAUAGUCGACUUCUUCGACAACGACUUCAGGGAGCUUUACGCAAUCUCGGACAAGCUGGACCUCUUUAAAGAAUUCCACGUUGGGAAGCCAAGCACAGGGACCCUGGGCCGCAUGACUGUCCCCAAGCGGCCCUCUCUGUCUGCCACCUCCCGCUUCCAGGUGAGCCUGGGGGACGCAGGCACCUUGAAAGUGCCUGAGCACAAAUACUACAACCCUAAAUACCUGCUAGCUUUUGGGAAUAUUCCUGGACCCAGUGGUUCCCUGCCUGACCUUUCUGGUAAGAAGCAGACAGAAGCAUCUCCAGAAGAACUGGCAUCAGAGAAGAUUCCAACACAGGCAGGCAGUGACAAACUAGACACCUUGAAAAGACUACCCGCAGAGAGUACAGAGAAAGGAACCAUCAAAAAGUUUUUCAAUAAAUAUCGAAGCUCUCAAAAAUCCAAAGGCAACAAAAAUGAUGAUUCAGCAGCAGCAGCAGCAGCUGAGGAAGGUACUCCUAGUCCUUCUACCAGCAGCAAACCUGCAAUGCCCAAUGGCAUAGAGGACCUUACAAACAUCCCAGAAGAACCACCACCACCUGUGAAAGAAAAGAGCAAGAAGAAAAUUAACUCAUCACAACUGACCAUUAACAGCCAGGAAACAAAAGGCCGUAAACAGUCCAAAAAUAAAUGUGUCCAGUCCUGAAGAGCCGGAUGGAACUGUGUGGUUGUUGACUUUAUUCUCAGGUGCCAAAAAAGGGUUGAACCUGUUUAAAGACCUUUAUUAUAAGUAUGUGUCAUUUAUUUCUGUUUUUAUUUUGAAGAAGUAAAAGUAAAAGAAUUCUGCACCAACUGUUUGAAAAGCUGCUAGAUGAGGUUCAGUUGCUGACAGCUAUAUCCUUAGGCCAUACUACAGAAGGCUAUACAGAUUGGGACUACAAGACUAUUUGCAUUAGUCAUCUGCAAGCCCUUCACCCUUGGACAGUUUAUGACCACAGGACUACUGGAUAAUUUUGGUCAUCAGAGCUUUACUGAAAAUGUUUCACUACCCAAAUAAAAUCUGUUCAGUAAUGGUUCUAUGGUGGCCCCUCUCCACUGAUUGCUGGGAUAGAGGAGGAUGACAAAUUGUGCAGCUAUGGUCAGCAACUGUAAACUUACAAAGUGCCCUUAUAUGGUAGAUGUUUCUGAUAAAAUGGCCAAUAAGUGUAAGUACAAGGUGUAUCUAAUAAACUGGCAACUCAGUGUGUAUCUGCUGUGAAUGUCAAAUGUAUGCAAAACAGUCAAAUAUCUACAGUAUAAUAGUCAGUAAAUGUUGUGGAAACUAUAUGUUUAAACUGUCCUUAAAUGCUUUCAGGGGCAGAUCUCAGGCCUUUAGCCGUAGUAUUGGAUCAAAGGCACAUAUGAUCCAGUCUAAAUAUGUAUCCAGUCCACUAUAUGUAUAUAUAUAUAUAUAUAUAAAAAACAAUUUGUUAUUAUUUGUCUGUUCUGUGAAGACUGAUUGUAAUAGAGAAUGUGAGCUAUGGCUCAUGUUGUUGAUAAAUGAUGUGAAAAUAAUAAGAUGUAUCAAGUGUGCCCUCUAGUGGUUAAUUGUAUGUAUGUGCAUGUAUGUGUUUGUAGCAACACAACUCAGGUGACGAAAAAAAAAUCCUGAAUAAAUGAGUUAAGGAACA
Molecule: messenger RNA, 2532 nt
Organism: Pygocentrus nattereri (red-bellied piranha)
Lineage: Eukaryota; Metazoa; Chordata; Actinopteri; Characiformes; Serrasalmidae
Gene: sack1fb
Product: family with sequence similarity 83 member Fb
Exons: 5
Coding region: 72-1568 (498 amino acids)
Source: RefSeq, a predicted model, not a curated record